AUGAACCGGUACGCUCCGAGUUACCGUGACGAUCGAAGAGACCGAGACCGAGACCGAGAUAGAGACAGAGACAGAAGGUCGCCUUCCAGGGAAAGACGGUACAGAUCACCAUCUCCGAGACAUCGUCCAAGUAGUCGCUCUCCAUCCAUCAGAAGACCCAGGUCUCCGUCUCCGAGGAGAGGAAUUGAUUCUUACACGCCUGGCGGCGGUAGCGGUGGUUUUGGUCGCAGGAGGCCUAGUCGUUCACCUCCACCGCCUCUAAGAGCUGACUGCUAUGUACCCUCUCCGGUCGGUGGUGGCGGCGGCGGCGGCGGCGGCAGCUGGCGACCUGGGGAUCGUUCACCCCCGUUGAGGUCGCGACGAAGAUCGAGGAGUCCAUUGUUUGGAAGACCGAGAUCGAGGUCUCGAAGAAGAUUUAGCAGGUCCAGGAGCCCUAUCAGACGACUGAGGUCCAGAACACCUCCUCUUCAUCUUCGACGCCCUCGGUCUCCAAGGCUCCGGUCGCCUUCCCCCCGACACGCACGACGAUAUCGGUCUCCCAGUCCCAGAGGAGCCCGUUCACCAGGCUACAGGAGAGUGUCUAGGUCUCCUGAGAAGACAAGCAGGACCCCCCUGGCUAAUGCAAAGCCGCUGGGGGAACAGUCCAAGAGACCCGACAAAGAUGCUCCAGCAUCCCCUCCUCGCUCCGAAAGGAGGCCUCCGCCCCCAACAUCCGGUCACACAUCUACAACCAUACCGCCGGCAUCUACAUCUACGGCUACGAUUACCGCUACAGCCGCACCGACUUCAUUAUCGUCAUCGGCUCGACCAGCAAGGCCAGCUCGAUCACCGUCACCUCGUCCAUCCCGCCAACAAGCUGCUCCAUCUACUUCUGCACCUACACCGCGUCCUCUUUCGCCGUCUCUCAAAGCUCCAUCUAGACCUCGUUCACCGUUUCUUAAAACUGCUACAAGACGAACAUCACCGGAACGUGCUACACUGAUCAGAUCGAAACCGGAUUCUCCCUUGUCCCGUACCCCCCGCUACCGUUCACCACCACCCAGAUCUCCACGCGACCGUUCUCCCAUGUCUAGCAAUCGGAUACGUGAUAUACCACCCCGCGGGCCUAGGGACGGCACUCCCAAACGUCCACUUUCCCCUGCAAGAGCUCAACAUCCAUCUCUUGAUGACCACAGAGACAGGGAUAGCCGAGAUACAAGACCAGUUCGUGGACACAGCCCUAUACGCAACCCCGCUGCGAGGAUUAGAACUCCUCCCCGUGGACCUGCGGCCGAUCGAAGAGGGCACAGUCCUCCCCGUCAGCCACGAGCUUUGCCACCCCGUGAUAGAAGCCCAAUGCAAAUUGAUUCCAAAGAUGUCGCUUCCAGAGACACUCCAUCACGCCCAAACGACCACCAGGUUAAAACACCCAUCACCCCGCUCGGCCCGAGAGCAGGACCCCGCGGUCCAGCACUGUCCACUACCACACCCGCUCCAUCAGGCGCAACAGAUAGCAGCUUUGCCCCUCCAACCGGACCUAAGAAUAUGGUUGUUCCCACCGGGCCGCGCGCGGGAGGCUAUCACCAUCAUACGCCGUACCGUGGCGGAUACCAUGGGAACUCAACCUCCCACCCUCCACCUCCACCCCGUCAACCACAACAACCCCCACCACUUAUCGUCGGGCCGCCAAUCAUCAAAGGUGGACAGCUCCUUCCUCCUAUUAAUGCUGAAGCGUCGGAGAGGCUACACCGAUUGCGCAUCGACCAAGUCAAACUGGACGAGGAAGUCCGAGUUGCCAGUGAUAAACUUCGAAAGAGUUUGAUUGAGUGGGACAAGGGAGAAUUAGAGCUCCAAAUUGUAUCGACAAGGUUAGAUAUUUGGGAGAAAGCAGCAGAGGAGGGAUAUGUCGAGGACCCUGAUCUUGAAGGGUAUUCGAAUGGGACCCACGAUAAAUGA
Orbilia oligospora ATCC 24927 is the source of this 1935-nucleotide messenger RNA. RefSeq lists its product as uncharacterized. The transcript has a single exon. The coding region runs from base 1 to 1935 and encodes 644 amino acids. Lineage: Eukaryota; Fungi; Ascomycota; Orbiliomycetes; Orbiliales; Orbiliaceae. The record is from RefSeq and is a predicted model, not a curated record.